AUGUCGUCCAAAGCAUCCAAGGCCCCUGCCUCCAAGGCCCCCGCCGAGAAGAAACCCGCCGCCAAGAAGACGUCGUCCUCCGUGGACGCGUCCAAGAAGCGCACCAAGACCAGAAAGGAGACCUACUCCUCGUACAUCUACAAGGUCCUGAAGCAGACCCACCCCGACACCGGUAUCUCCCAGAAGUCCAUGUCCAUUCUGAACUCCUUCGUCAACGACAUCUUUGAGCGCAUUGCCUCCGAGGCCUCCAAGCUGGCCGCGUACAACAAGAAGUCUACCAUCUCCGCGCGUGAGAUCCAGACUGCCGUGCGUCUGAUCCUACCGGGUGAGCUGGCCAAGCACGCGGUCUCCGAGGGCACGCGCGCCGUCACCAAGUACUCGUCUUCCACGCAGGCUUGA
This is a messenger RNA of Eremothecium gossypii ATCC 10895, 399 nucleotides long. It is a transcript of the gene HTB1, whose product is annotated as histone H2B. Gene Ontology annotation, molecular function: protein heterodimerization activity; DNA binding; structural constituent of chromatin. The record is from RefSeq and is marked provisional. Bases 1 to 399 code for a protein of 132 amino acids. Gene Ontology annotation, cellular component: nucleosome. The transcript has a single exon. NCBI's taxonomy places the organism in Eukaryota, Fungi, Ascomycota, Saccharomycetes, Saccharomycetales, Saccharomycetaceae. Gene Ontology annotation, biological process: nucleosome assembly.